Messenger RNA from Histoplasma capsulatum G186AR, 1189 nucleotides. Its product is annotated as manganese superoxide dismutase. Gene Ontology annotation, biological process: superoxide metabolic process. The record is from RefSeq and is a predicted model, not a curated record. The transcript is spliced from 4 exons. The coding region runs from base 70 to 990 and encodes 306 amino acids. Lineage: Eukaryota; Fungi; Ascomycota; Eurotiomycetes; Onygenales; Ajellomycetaceae. Gene Ontology annotation, molecular function: superoxide dismutase activity; metal ion binding.
GACAUUAUCCAUACUAUACACAGACUCACUCUCCUGGCAAUGGUUAGAAUCUGAGUCCACUCUCCGUUCAUGAUACCGCAACGUUCGCUCCGGCUGCGGCCCGGCCUGCGUGCUGUUUCUUCCUCGUUGUCCUUUCUUCGAACAAAGCCGCAGAAUAGAUCAACUCACUAUGUCCCUCAAUUAGGGCACGAUGCUGCCUUCAAAAAGGAUGGGGUGCCUGAUCUCUUAUCGCCGCAGGGAUUCGAUCUCGCAUGGGUUCAAUAUCAGGGCUUCCUGAUCAACAAAUUGAAUCUUUUAACAGCAGGCACACCUGAUGAAUCUGCUACUCCUGGCACUCUCCUUGUCAGAUACGCCCGCGAUGCCAAUAUGGCAUCAGUUUUCAACUAUGCCUCCAUGGCCCACAACAACCACUUCUUCUUCAAUUGUCUUUCACCUCAGCACGUCCCCAUCCCCGAACACCUCUCCAAAUCCAUUGAAGACUCUUGCUCCUCCGUCGAGUCCCUGAAGGCCGAAUUUCUCGCAACUGCCAACGCCAUGUUCGGCCCGGGAUUUGUCUGGCUCGUUAAAUCAAAGGAUACCGGCCAACUCAAAAUCCUCACGACAUACAUCGCCGGCUCCCCUUACCCUGCUGCGCAUUUCCGCCGCCAACCCGUAGACAUGGCAACACAGACCACCGGCAUUACGGGCGGAGAGAACCUGGAACAGAUCAGAAAACUCACACCGACGAACCGAGUAGGGUCCAUGGGUGCGUAUUCUAGCCAGAAGUUCAUGGCGCCUGGUGCUAUUGACAUUCAUCCGAUCCUCUGUGUGAAUACCUGGGAGCAUGUGUGGCUUCCGGACUGGGGUGUUGGCGGAAAAGCUCAGUUUUUAGAAUCAUGGUGGAAUAGGAUCAACUGGGACGAAGUGGCUCACAAUUCCUCUCAAGCUGGGCCGAUUUCAACACGCGCGGGCACUGCGAGAUCAUCGUACAGGCGGGGUGCGAGGUUCUAAGUUGAUAUUUCAACGGGAAAUGCAAAUUAAAGAACCCGAAUAUGAAUGCAAGAAUAAAGUUGGAUUGGGUUCUAUGUCUGUCUAUUCUGUAUUAUACAUGUAUAUCUCAUUAUGUUCAUGCUUUUCUUGUCCCACUAAACAUUUACACCCCCAUAUCACCUGUGCUGUUAGAAAUUUGGCGAUAUAGACGGUUAUCUAU